CUUGAGUUGAGUGGCCCCAAAAGUCUUCAUGCCUUGCUCCUGUGGGGACUGGAGACGAUGGAUUCGUCCUCUGGUGGUCGUCUUGUACAUCCUGUUGCUGCUCGUCGUCCUGCCUCUGUGCAUCUGGGAACUGCAGAAGUCAGAGGUGGGUACACACAACAAAGCCUGGUUCAUCGCUGGCAUAUUUGUCUUCAUGACCAUCCCGAUAUCAUUGUGGGGCAUCCUCCAACAUCUGGUUCACUACACCCAACCUGAGCUUCAGAAACCUAUUAUUAGAAUUUUAUGGAUGGUGCCAAUCUACAGUUUGGACAGUUGGAUUGCGCUGAAAUAUCCCAGCAUUGCCAUUUACGUGGACACGUGCAGAGAGUGCUACGAGGCCUACGUCAUCUACAACUUCCUGACCUUCCUGCUCAACUACCUGGAGAAUCAGUACCCCAGCCUGGUGAUGAUGCUGGAGGUCCAGGAGCAGCAGAAGCACCUUCCUCCUCUCUGCUGCUGCCCGCCCUGGCCCAUGGGAGAGGUUCUACUUUUAAGAUGCAAGCUGGGAGUGCUGCAAUACACCGUGGUUAGACCUGUCACCACUGUCAUCGCUCUGAUCUGUCAGCUGUGCGGCGUGUAUGACGAAGGCAACUUUAGCUCUACUAACGCUUGGACGUACCUGGUUAUUUUCAACAACAUGUCGCAGCUGUUUGCCAUGUACUGCCUGGUGCUGUUCUACAGGGCUCUGCGAGAGGAGCUGAGGCCCAUCCAACCAGUGGGCAAAUUCCUGUGUGUCAAAAUGGUGGUCUUUGUCUCCUUCUGGCAAGCUGCGCUCAUUGCUUUACUGGUCAAAGUGGGCGUCAUCUCGGAGAAACGCACCUGGGACUGGCAGAGUGUAGAGGCGGUCGCUACGGGACUACAGGACUUUGUCAUAUGCGUGGAGAUGUUCCUGGCGGCCAUCGCCCACCACUUCAGCUUCACCUACAAGCCUUACAUCCAGGAGGCCGAGGAGGGCUCGUGCUUCGACUCCUUCAUGGCCAUGUGGGACAUCUCGGACGUGCGGGCCGACAUCUCGGAGCAAGUUCGCAAUGUUGGCAGGACAGUCAUGGGUCGCCCCAGGAACUCUUAUUUUGGCGAGGCGCAGAGCGACGGAGAGCGCUCGGGCCUCCUCUCCUCGUCGGCCUCUCAAGACGCCAUCGCGGAGGCGGCGUCCGAUCCGGUGACACCCAAGGGGCACUACCAGGGCAUGGGGAGCACCCAGACGCCGCACUCUGUGUCGGCCCCCGCCGGGCUCAGCCACGCCCACUGGGACCAAGGACACGAGGCUGAAGAACAUGUUGCCCAUAGCGACGGAAGCAAAGAGCCAGAAGACGCAGACUUGAUCGCCAUCACUUAGCGUAUGACGUCAUGACUUGAUGACACGCGUGGGCGGGACCCAGUGACGGAACUUGUUUGUUUCCAGGGCUCUUGCCAACAGCUGGAAGAAUGUUCUUGAAGGCACUACUACACGACUUGACUCGUAUCAGCUGCAGCAAAUAUUAACACAAUGCAAGAAAAUAUGGGUGAUGACUAUUUUGGAAUAAUCUUAAGAAUAUCAAUAGAAUCUAUUAAAAUAGCAGAAAUGUACAUUCACAUCAUGGAGAUGAAUGUUUUGUCAAUUCUGGGCCUUUAACACUUUAUUUGAACGGUACUUUUUAUAUUGUCCAUUCAUUAUUAGGGGUGUGAAUCUUUAGGCAUCGAACAAUUCCUGCAGUGACCAUUUGAUUCAGAAUCCAUUCAACACGAUUCUUGAUUCAAACCGAUUCUUACAAUGUAUUAUUUGGUAUUAAUAAUUAAAAUGAAUUUUUUUUAAAACAGGUUAGAAAAGUUAUGUUUGGUUGCAUGGAGAUGACAUACAAACUUAUUUUUAAAAAUUGAUUAUUGUUACA
Molecule: messenger RNA, 1907 nt
Organism: Nerophis lumbriciformis (worm pipefish)
Lineage: Eukaryota; Metazoa; Chordata; Actinopteri; Syngnathiformes; Syngnathidae
Gene: tmem184c
Product: transmembrane protein 184C
Source: RefSeq, a predicted model, not a curated record